AUCGUGUCAUCAUCAUCAUUGUAAAUCACUUGGCAAUAGAAAAGAUUUUUUUGUGAUUUUCGCAGCCGAAAAAUACAAAUAUUGAGAAAAUCAUCAUUUCCCGUUCAUCAUCUCCUGAAGGAAUACUCAAUUCUGUGAAAUUCUCAUGUGAAAGAUAUUCAGUGAAGUGGUUUGAGACAUAAUCUAGAAGUGUUCAGUGGACGAGGCAGAGGAGGCAGAGUAUUCACAGAUCAAAACAAAACUUCCCUUCCGACUGCCGGACGAUGACCAGCAGCAUGGGAGAGGACAAGUCAGAGAUGAAUGAGGAUGAGUUAUUCUACCUGAUGAAGUGGCACAACUUCCAGAAGAAUGUCAGCAUUCAAUUUGAGAGGCUACGGGAAGAGGAAGAUCUCGUGGACAUUACAUUUGCCUGCGAGGGACGUCAGAUCCGGGCACACAAACUGGUCCUGUUUGCCUGCAGUCCCUACUUCAAGCAACUCCUCAAGUCCAAUCCCUGCAAGCAUCCCGUCUUCUUCAUGAAUGACGUCAAAUUUGAGAUUCUGAAGGCGAUUCUGGAGUACAUGUACCUUGGCGAGGUGCACGUCAGCAACGACAAUCUCAAGGAAUUCAUGAGGGUGGCAGAGAGCCUCAAAAUCCGGGGGCUCUCCAAAGACAAACAGGAUCGUCUGCUUAGUUCUUCCUUGGCAUCCCACAUUGAGCAGCAUAUGGACUUCGAUGCGGACAUAUCGGAAGAGCCACAAAUGGGCCAGAAUCCUCUGGGUAGGAAACACAAAAUGAUGGAGGAAGUGACGCCGGCAGAGGAGCAACAGAGGCCAAAAUGUGCCAAAACGGAGAAGUGCAUGAAUGAGGGAAUGGUGCCCAAAGUUGAGAUGGUUGAAUUGUUCCAUGAGUCCCAUCAUGCACCCACCUAUUGCAACAUCCAGACCCUCCUGAUCGGAACUCCUGCCCAAUCAGGUGAUAAAACUCUCACGACGAUCGCUGUCCCUCCCACAAAUACCAAUCCCAUGAGCCACCCACCGAAUCAGGCCCCACCGAAUCCCUCUGACGUCAUGACACAAACUGAUCACAAAGCCCAAAUGCCCACCGAAGGUCCCUGGAUGGACAAGCCAGGUGCAGUGGAACAGAAUCCCAGUGGGAAUGUUCCGACGGACAAAUGUCGCGUGAAGGGAACCAAGGCCAACUGCCUUUCUCCCCAUCCCUGCCCUGUCUGUUCCCGCCUCUACAGCAAUGUCUCCAAUCUGCGGCAGCACAUGAGACUCAUCCACAAUCCCACAGCAGUCGUCUGCAACAUGUGCCAGAAGACCUUCAACUCCCAGCUCUACCUCAAGCGUCACAUCUCUUCCGUGCACGGAUAUGCAGCCAGUGGACAGGCAGGAGGCGGCGGGAAUGUGACUCAAGAGAGGGAAGACAGCAAACCACCUGCCACGAAUCCUCAGCAACAUGCGCAACCCAACACAACCACUUGGAAUAUCUACGAGACCAUGGAGAAUCCCAGUUCAAUCAUCACACAGUGAGAUUACUGCCCAUUCAAGCCAUCCACUCCUUUGGGUCAGUCAUACCAUUUCCCCUUUCUAAAGGUGACAUUGAAUUUGUAAAUAGAAUUAUAUAGCCAGUAUAUUGAGUGUUGAGAAACAAAAGCAAAGUAGUUUGUAGGAUACAUUGAAAAAAAAUCAAAAAACAAAAAUGCAAUAGAAUUACUUAAGUAUUAAUUCUUACAAAUUACUACGUGCUUACUUCAAAAUCCAAUUAUUCCUCUAGAACAAGAACAAAAGAAAAAUUGAAGAUACCUCUUUAGAUUUAUUAUCUCAAACUAAUAUUACUUUUUUUUUGGAUUUUAAUGCGCUAUUUUUUUCAAAAUGAAUUUUUUUUUUUACAUUUUAUUCAAUGUCUCAAUUUUUUCUGAGACUCUAGUGAUUUUUUUUUAAAUUUCAAAAAAAAAGAUUAUUAUUUUAAAUACAAAUAUAAAUCUAUUAAUUAUAUUUUGUGUCUAAUCUCUUUAUCUUUUUUUUGUUGUUUUUAAUCUUGACCUAUCUUUUUAUUUAUCUCCUAUGGCGACUUAAGGUUAAAAUUUAAUUAGCGCUAAAUUUGAAUAAAAUGUUUAAAAG
This is a messenger RNA of Phlebotomus papatasi, 2105 nucleotides long. Its product is annotated as protein bric-a-brac 2-like. The record is from RefSeq and is a predicted model, not a curated record. NCBI's taxonomy places the organism in Eukaryota, Metazoa, Arthropoda, Insecta, Diptera, Psychodidae. Gene Ontology annotation, biological process: regulation of transcription by RNA polymerase II. Gene Ontology annotation, molecular function: protein binding. Gene Ontology annotation, cellular component: nucleus. The transcript has 3 exons. The coding region runs from base 264 to 1514 and encodes 416 amino acids.